AUGCCUGUCAACCAGAACUACCACUUCUUCAGUUCCAAUGGAGUGAAGAUACACUACCAUCUUUAUGGACAAGGGCCUCCUUUGAUCUUCGUCCACGGCCACCCAGACAACGAAAUGACGUUCUCGGAGCAAAUCGAUGAAUUCUCCACCGAUCACACAGUAAUACUGCCAACACUUCGUGGUUAUCCGCCCAGUGACGUCCCGCUAGACGAGGAUGCCUACCAAGGUCAUAUCAUGGCGGGCGACAUGGUGGCGCUGUUGGAUCAUCUCAAAAUCAACAAGGCUGUUUUUGCCGGCGGCGACGUUGGUGGUAUUACGGUACAGAGACUAGCAUUCCUCCAUCCGAACAGAGUGCUAGGCCUCGUCAUAUUCAACACACCAAUUCUCGGCACCAUGAUGCAUCUUAUUUAUCACGACAAAGAACAGCAAGAGCUAUCCAGGUAUUCGUUGGAAUACAUUAAUCAUGAACCUGGAGACAAAUACGACUUGGACUAUGUUGUCCGUACCAUACCAGACGCGAAUUAUCGUGCCAAAAUCAGGGAUUAUCUUCAGAAAUCCCCCGAAUGGGGAAUGUUUUAUUUCUUUCGGAAGAACUUUCCGUCGCCUCCUUACGGCCAUGAUGUGGAUACCACAAAUAAGAUGCUUGACGGCUUCUACAAGUGGUUUGACCUCUCUGUCCGAGUAGUCACACUACCAAACGCCGGGCAUUGGCUAUGGCGAGAAGACCCUCGAAAGGUGAACGCGGAGCUGCGAUCAUGGCUUACUGCUCUAGAAAGCGGGGGUCUGUAA
This is a messenger RNA of Purpureocillium lilacinum, 789 nucleotides long. NCBI's taxonomy places the organism in Eukaryota, Fungi, Ascomycota, Sordariomycetes, Hypocreales, Ophiocordycipitaceae. The record is from RefSeq and is a predicted model, not a curated record.